Molecule: messenger RNA, 1242 nt
Organism: Mauremys mutica (yellowpond turtle)
Lineage: Eukaryota; Metazoa; Chordata; Testudines; Geoemydidae
Product: arylacetamide deacetylase-like 4
Exons: 4
Coding region: 1-1242 (413 amino acids)
Cellular component (GO): membrane
Molecular function (GO): carboxylic ester hydrolase activity
Source: RefSeq, a predicted model, not a curated record
AUGGGGUUGGUUUGUGCUCCUUUGACAUUAAUAGGAGUGAUCUGGAUUUCUCCCUUUUUGCUACCGGUAUUGUUCAUUUGGGCAAUUUGUUAUGAUCUCUUCAAAUCAGAACUGCCUCCUGGAAUUGACCAGCCACUAAAGCUUCGGUUUUAUCACUCGCUAUUAGUUAUGACUGCUGUUCUGGGAAGGAUUUUCGAGAAGCUGGGUAUCUGCAGUGACAUAAGCUUACUCCGGUUGAUCCUAGAUGGAAUACCACCACCAUGGAGAGAUUCAAAACUCCUCAUCAGUGACCUGAAGUUUGCUGAGGUGCCAGUGAGGGUUUACCAGGCAAAAGCACCAUCUGUUGGCCAAAGGAGGGGUGUCCUUUACUUUCAUGGAGGCGCUGGCACCCUGGGAAGCAUUAAUGCCUUUGAAAGAGUGUGUCGUUAUAUUGCCAGAGAAACCGAUUCAGUGGUUGUGUCUGUUGGUUAUCGGUUGGCUCCUGAAUAUCUGUAUCCAAGCCAGUACUGGGACUGUCUCAAUGCCACCAUACACUUUAUGAGGAAUGUGGAAGAUUAUCAGGUGGAUCCUGCCCGCAUCAUCCUUUGUGGGGACAGUUGUGGAGCUAAUUUCGCUACUGCUAUUUGCCAAAUAUUGGUGAGCAGGACAGACCUCCCAAGAAUACGUGCGCAGGUUUUGAUCUAUCCAGGCCUCCAGGGGCUGGACUUUUAUUUGCCUUCAUAUCAGCAGAACCGCUCCGUCCCCAUCUUGUUCCAGGAUCGCGUUGUCUACUGUUGUUUACGUUACCUCAGUAAGGACACAUCAGUAGUGGAAGAUGUCCUGAAGAGUUCCCACGUUCCUGAGGAUAUGAAACUGAAGUAUAACAAAUGGAUAAGUGCAGACAAUAUUCCUGAGGAAUUUAAGAUCAGAGGCUAUAAACCACAGAAACCGCUUUCAUAUAAAUAUGAUGUUCAUGAAGUGAUUAAACAAAUGUUAGAGGUAAUGUUUUCCCCACUUUUAGCUGAAGAUGCUAUUGUUAGCCAGCUUCCUGAGUCUUAUAUUUUGACCUGUGAAUUUGAUGUGCUUAGGGAUGAUGGACUGUUGUACAAGAAACGAUUAGAGGACAAUGGUGUUCGAGUCACCUGGUACCAUAAUGAAGAUGGUUUCCAUGGAGUAUUAACCUUAUUUGGUUACGGAAUUUUUUCAUUUCCAUCUGCAAAAAAGAUACUGGAUAAUACUGUGAACUUUAUUAAAAAAAUGUGA